This is a messenger RNA of Trichoplusia ni (cabbage looper), 2957 nucleotides long. RefSeq names its product WD repeat, SAM and U-box domain-containing protein 1-like. NCBI's taxonomy places the organism in Eukaryota, Metazoa, Arthropoda, Insecta, Lepidoptera, Noctuidae. The record is from RefSeq and is a predicted model, not a curated record. Gene Ontology annotation, molecular function: protein binding; ubiquitin-protein transferase activity. Gene Ontology annotation, biological process: protein ubiquitination. The transcript has 12 exons. The coding region runs from base 43 to 2787 and encodes 914 amino acids.
AAAAAAAGGCUCGCGCGGUCCGGCUGAACCGUUUUGAAGACGAUGGAAGAGCUGCAGGAGCCGACGUUGCUGCAGAGCGUGCGUGCGCAUCGCAGCGAGGUAACGUGCGUGGACGCGUUCGGCGCGCGGCUGGUGACGGGGGGCGGGGACCGCGCGCUGCGGCUGUGGUGCUGGCUGAGCGGCAGCGGCUGGGACGAGGUGGCCCGCGCCGCGUCCGCCCACCGCUACGGCGUGACGGCGGCGCGCUGGGCCGGCGGCGGCGCGCUGCUGGCCUCGGGCGGCGUGGACGGCGCCGUGCGCGUGUGGUGCGGCCGGGCGCUGGCGGCGCGCCGCCUGCUGGCCGCGCCGGGCGCCGCCGCCGUGCGCGCGCUCUGCUGGCCCGGCCACGCGCGCCUGCUGGCAGGACACGACGACGGGGCGCUGUGCGUCUGGCAUGUCCAGCACGGACAAUUAAUCGCUCGCUUACACGCGCAUGAGGGUGCUCUGCACGCCGUAGCUGCGCCGGCUUGCGGACUUUUACUAAUGACGGCAUGUACGCAUGGCGUACUUAAGGUGUUCGACCUCGCAGAAGUUUGUAGAAGUGGGACUGGCGGCUUAUUGUCUCCGGCGCCGCUGACGUGGAUCGACAACGCGCACGACCUGGGCGCGCUGUGCGCGGACGCCACGGAGGACGGGCGGCUGGUGGCUACGGGCGGGCAGGACGCGGCGGUGCGCGUGUGGCGCGCGGGCCGCGGGCUGGCGGAGUGCGGCGCGCCGCUCGAGGGGCACUCGGCCGCGGUCACGGCGCUGCGCUGGGGCGGCGGCGCUGCGCUGCUGGCCUCCGCCUCGCUGGACCGCACGGCCCGCCUGUGGGCACCGCUGGCGCGCGCCUGCUUGCACGUCGUGCACGCUCACUCGCGCUACCUUACCUGCGUACUGCUUUCACACGACCUACGCUACAUGGUUACCGGCUCUAAUGACAAAACUGUACGGAUGUGGUCUCUGGGCUCGCUGAAUAUAGAUGACGACCUUGAAAUUCCGUGUGCUGCGCUAACUCACUUUGCUCUUGGUGAUCUGGAGGGGAUCGGGCCAGUGGAAGAAGACGACGCACUGGAGGACGUUAACGAACUAGUGCCACCAGCGGGGGAGGAGGAGGGAGAGGAGGGGGAGGCGGAGGGCAGCGGCUCGCGGUGCGUCUGGCGCUCCGCCGUGCACACCGGGGCCAUCAACUGCGUUGCCACGCACGAAGAUCUUGUAGCUACUGCUUCUAGUGACGGCACGGCGCGCUUGUUCCGCUGGAGCGCAGACGCGGCGGAACUGGUGUCGCUGCACGAGCUGCGCUCGCACCAGUACCCCUGCAUGGCGGCACACUUCGGUGUGGGCGGCGCGCUGCUACUCACCGCCGGCCUGGAUGCGCGCGCCUGUCUCUGGGACGUUGAGAUGGGCGUGCAGCUACGAUCGCUUAGCGCUCCGGCGGGCGGCGGCGAGGCGGGUGAGGCGGGCGGCGGCGGGGUGCGAGACGCGCGCGUGUCUUCGCAGGCACCGCCGCUGCUGCUGCUGGCCUCUGAUGACGGUGUCACGCUUGUCUGGAGCCUGGCCACCCAAGAUCCGAGACCCCUACACGUGUUCGCGGGACACUCGGAGGGCGUGACGUGCUGCGCGUGGUCCCCGGACGGGCGCGUGGCGGCGAGCGGCGCGGCCAGCGGCGAGAUGCGCCUGAGCGCGCCGCCGCCCGCGCCGCGCCUGCUGCACCACGAGCCCGUCGCGCACGACCUCGGCGUACAGAGCUGCGACUUCGCGCCUGCGCAGAGCGCGCUCGAUAUGCCCGACGAGACGUAUUUACUCGCUACCGCUGGCUGCGACUCGCUCAUUAAAUUAUGGCUCAUUGAGUGCAAAGAGGCAGAGCAAGAGGAGCAAGGGGCGCGAGUGCGACUGGUGAACUCUGUGGCGGCGCACGGCGGGGGCGCAUCGUGUGUGCGCUGGGGAGGGAAUUCAGAAGGGGGCGCACUGCUGUGUAGCGCGGGCGCAGACCGGUGGGCGCGCGUGUGGCUGGCCAGCGGCGGCGGCGCUGAGCUGCGCCUGCUGGCGGCCGUGCCGGCGGCGGGCGCGGGCGGCGCGCUGGCCGUGGCGCUGCUGGCCACGCCGCCGCUGCUGCUGGUGGGCUCGCUGGCGGGCGAGCUGGCCGCCUGGCAGCUGCCGCCCGAGCCCGACCUAGCAGACGACUUCUCCGAUGACGAGGAAGCCACUGCGCCCUCAUUUUGGAGUCACGUGGGCGUGGGCCGUUGGCUCCGGGAGAAUAUUACCCGAGCGCCAGGGUCCCGCAUGAGCCGCGCCGCCGAGGCGGAGCUGCUGCAGCGCGCGCUCGACUCGCGCGUCACGGGCGCGCGUCUGCUCACCGACGACAUUGACGACUUGCUGCUUCAUUUUGGAUAUGGGCCGGAGUUGAAUGAGGAGGAAGUGGCAGAGAGCAAGAGUGUCGCGGAGCGCGAGGAGGUGCGCGCGCAGCUCCGCGACGAGCUGCAGUGGCUGCGCCGGCCGCCGCCCGCGCCGCCGCUGUUGUCAUGCACGUGGCCGCAGGAGCGCGCGGCGCCGCACUGGCUGCUGUGCCCGGUGUCGCACCGGCUGCUGCGCGAGCCGGCGCGCGCGGCGGACGGCUACACGUACGAGCGCGCCACGGCGCUGGACUGCUUCCUGGCGGAGGGCGCCGUGUCGCCCGUGUCCGGCCGCCGCCUCUGCAACGCGCGCCUGCUGCCCAACUACGCCGUGCGCGCUCAGCUGCGCCUCUACCUGCUGCAGGCGUCCGCCUGACCCUACUCACCUACUACACAAGCUCAAGCAUCCCGCUACCAUAAUAUGUCAUCAAAUCAAUGUAUUUACAUGUGAAUUAUCAUUAUUCAGUAACUUACUUUUGUCUAUAUUAUUGAAAGUUUUAAAGAUAUACACAACCUUUAAGAUUAAAUCGCAAAUAUGAAACUAUA